UGUAUAAAUUCGUCAGAUUAGUAGUCUUCGCAAGUAUUAAGUUCAAACUAUAUAAAUUAUUUCAAAUCGAUGUUUUGUACUCAGUAUUUAACUUUUUCAGUUGCGAUGUAAGCUGCACUUAUAUCACUUAAAAAUUAUGAUGAAAAUUCAUUCGCUUUCCAACACUUGUUUCUUACAGUCGGUAACUUGCUGCAAAUCAAUUUCAUAAUACGACUGUGUGUUCAGCAUUGCAUUUUCAACAAAUUAAAAUCAAGAUGGUUCUUUCUGAUGGAGCUAAGGAGCGUCUCGGCGUUGUUGUCGAUAUUAUUCAAACCACAUUCCACUGGGGAUUCGUCCCAAUGGUCCUUUAUUUAGGAUUUUCGAAGGGCGCCGAGCCUGGAAUGCCACCUUUGUCGCUUUUAAGCCUUUUGUGGCAAUAAUUAUUUCAUAAUUCAUGUAAAUUGAGCAACGACAGCGUUCUUUUGGGUAAAUUGACAACAUGUUCUCGUUGAUUGGUUGGCACUUUCAAAGUUAUAGUACCUGUAAGAAACGCUGGCGGAAAUAAAUUUCUGUUGAACACUUUUAACAAAUGAUAUACACAUAUAUAUAGUGUAUAUUUAAAUAAAUUUAACCAGACCCA
Messenger RNA from Drosophila hydei, 619 nucleotides. It is a transcript of the gene Tom7, whose product is annotated as mitochondrial import receptor subunit TOM7 homolog. The record is from RefSeq and is a predicted model, not a curated record. Bases 255 to 419 code for a protein of 54 amino acids. Gene Ontology annotation, biological process: protein import into mitochondrial matrix. Gene Ontology annotation, cellular component: mitochondrial outer membrane translocase complex. Lineage: Eukaryota; Metazoa; Arthropoda; Insecta; Diptera; Drosophilidae. The transcript is spliced from 2 exons.